GCCGCACCAGCGUGGAGACACAGCUCUGUCAGCUUGGAUCAGAAUGGAUUGUGCCGGCGACAGCAUUAGCCAAUUGCCAGCCAUCCCGGAGUCCGACAGCGAGUCCUCUGAGGAUGAAGAAGUGGCUACGCAUGAGGCCCUCCUCCAGGAGAGGGAUGAAGCUAAAGAGAAGCUGUCUGAGUUUGAGCAAGCGUCGCAGAGGCUGCUGGCGGAGCUCUCGGCCCUGGAGGUGGAGUAUGAAAUUGAAGUAUCAUGUCGCAAACAAGCCGAAGUCUACGCAGCCCAGGUGAACAGGGAGAACAAAGAACUGAAGCGGAUCAGCGUGGCACUGCUGCCCAUGUUGAACCAGCUUCCCGAGGACAUGCCGAGUCUGGCCACUGAAGAAGACUCCCACUCCGACCCAAGCCGAGAUCCAGCGUAUCCAUACCUGCAGCAGAUCAAAGAUUUGCAGGAAAAGGUUUCCAGGCUGCUGGGGGAGAAGAAGGAGCUCACCAUCCAAGUGCAGGAGUUGCAGAGCCAGAUCAGAGAGCUCAGGGACCAGGUGGAAGAGGAGCGAGCAGAGAGGCGGUCCCUGCAGGCCGCGAUGGACCAGAGUCACAAGGCCCUGAAGAAGUACAAGAGAGUGUCCCAGAUGGUCGCUCAGGAGUACAGCGAGGCCGUGCAGAAGCUGGAACUGGAGCAGGACCUGAGGCAGCACGCGGAGACCUUUGCGCACAAGAUGCUGGUGAAGCAGAAGGAAGCCAAUAGGCAGAGCAUGAUCCUGCUCCAGAACGUGGGACCCAACGCCCAGCUGCUCCAGGCCCUGGACGAAGUGGCUAGCCUGACUGGGGCGCUGGAGGAAGCCAAGCGGGAGCACCAGGAAAAGGUGAAGGGUCUGCAAGAGCAGCUAGAGGGGACCCAGGAGCAGCUGGGCGCCGUGCGAGCGGCCCUGGCUACAGCCGAAGCAGAGACGCUGCAGCUGGGGGAGCAGCUGCACCAGGCGGAGGAGAGGAACGUGGAGUUGGAGGGGAAAGUGACGGUACUAGAAGAGAAAUUGGAGAAGGCUGAAGCCCCGCCUUCUGAACCUGAUUCGCCAGAAGUGGCUCCUCCCCCACCACCCCCACCACCGCCACCUCCUCUGCCACUGCCAGCAUCUUCCGCCCCCGUGGAUCCCCUUUUGGUGAUCAAGCAAAGGAAGGGGAUGCGGCAGCAGAAACCCAGCGAACCUGCUACCGAUGACGUCAAAGCUCGAGCAGUGGAGGAAAUGAUGGCCAGGAUCAAGAGCGGGGUUGCCCUGAGACCAGCAAAGAAGGACAGGGCUGCGUUGUCCCAGGAUCGCUCAACAGCAGCCAGCAAACGCAAGAGCACCGUGCUGGAGCUGCAAGGGAUCCUGGGCACGAUGAAAAGUCCGGUCAGAAAACAGAGCUGGCGUAAACACAGCCAAAAGAUCAACGACAACCAGCUGCAGUCCAUCCUGCAGAGACGGCGCAGGAUGGUGGACUCCUCCACUCCCGCCCAGCCCUCGCCGCUGCGGGCUGAGCUCAGAAAAGAGGUGCAGAAUCAAGGUGACAGUGAGAUUUGCAAAGCUGUGCCCAGCCCAUGCGCCGAGGAGAAUGUAGCUGUCGUCCAGUUAAGAGCGAGAUCGGUGCACCUUCAGAAAAGCAGGCGACUGGCUUUCCUGAGUGAAGCAGAGAACAAGCCAGCAUAGAGAGAGACUACCUGAAAACCAGCCAUCCUGUUGGACCACAAUACACUGCAUGACCGCCUGGUCUCGCACCCUGCCGAUGCUCCUUGCAGUACCUGCCCCACCUGUGUAUCUUUCAGGCAUGCAAACAUUCAGAUCCUGAGCACCGCUUGCUUACGCAUACUAGCUUGCUCCACUUGCCUCGGUGGUUGCUGGGAAGUGCGGUCAGGGAUCUUAACACUGACAAGCUUCAUAGUGUGGUCCUAGAGUGGACUUGUCAUUAGCCAGUGGAACGGGGUUUUGUUGACAGUGGUUUGUAAAGAUCAUCCAUCCCUCCUCUUUCAAAGGCCAAACAUAAUUUCACACUCUUCCCGAGGACUGCAGAUAAAGACGGCUGCCGCUUUCGAGCCCGUUCUUUUCUAACUGAGUUGCCCUGACAAGACUAGAUCCAGCAGAACCCAUUCAGCUGCUGAGCUGAGCAUCUUGGGGGAUCUGAGUGUCCUUCUAAGAAGCCCCACAUCUGAAAUUUGAACUCUGUACCUUUUAACUAGACAACCUGUUAGAGAAAAGGGCUAAAGAGACAGAAAUUGAAUUUGGAUGUCCUAAGCACAGAUCACUCGGCAGUUCACAUGUUGUGGCGCUUGUCCAGCUGCCUAGAGUGGCUCGCGAGCGCGAGUCCCCACCUAAGGCAGACUGUGAAGAAGCAGGGCACAAACCCCAAGCUGGCUGUGAGUUCUAUGUCCACAUUUCACCAACCAAGUAUCAAGUCUGAACUCCUCAAGGACUAUGACAGCCUUAACAUGGAGUCACAGACAGUCUUCUUGGGCACUCAGGUCUAUCUUGCCACCCAGGCAAGCUUACCUUUGUGAUAGAUGGUCCCUUACACCAAAAAUCACAACGAUAUUCAGAUUACUCCCAGUCCAAAAGGACCAGUCACUUACCCCGGAUCAACUGCACCUCAGGUCCUAUGCCAAAGACA
Malaclemys terrapin pileata is the source of this 2642-nucleotide messenger RNA. Its product is annotated as shootin-1-like. Lineage: Eukaryota; Metazoa; Chordata; Testudines; Emydidae. The transcript is spliced from 17 exons. The coding region runs from base 44 to 1687 and encodes 547 amino acids. The record is from RefSeq and is a predicted model, not a curated record.